UAGCAAUUGUUAUGUACUAAACAUAUUUCUGAUAAAAUAUUUUGUAAACGGCUACAUAUUAAAAGAAUAAAUUAAUUAAAAGCUUACAGUGUUUAAUAAUUUGUGCUAAUAAUGAAAGAUAAAUAGUGUUUGUUGUUAUUUUCGAUGUGGAACAUGUUUGACGUUUGAACAAAGUGGAAACUUUAACAAAUGCUGAUAUUUAUUUCCUGACUAAAUGAGAAAUAAACAAAAAAGUAGAUUUCAGGCAUAAAAUGAAUCCCUCUGAAAUGAGAAUGAUGUGGAUGAGCCACUACAAUCCAGAUCGUAUCUCCUUGGAGGAUGCUGCAACAUUAUUUGGGCAUUCAUCUGUGGGGUUGUCGGUAAUGGAUGAUAUAACUCAUCAACCAACAAUGGAUUUAAAUCCAAUGAUGAGCAUUGUUGGGGGGGAAUAUAGUGGUCAGGCGGCAGCAGCAGCUGUAGCAGCUGCUUCAUCUGCGGCUGCAGCAGCUGCGCUGGGAGUUCAACCAACACUGAUUGCCAAUUCGAAUGAAAUAUAUGGUCUAGCGCAAAUGGGCGGACUCCAUCAACAAUUAUUGCAACAAUCAGCAGCAGCUGUUUUUCAAAAUUAUGCCAGCAUUAUUGACGAUGAGGAGGCCGCGACUCACAAUGUAGAUGAAGAACAUACUCUUGGCACAGAUUAUAUAUCAACGGAUGAUACACAACAAGUUUAUGAGAUUGAUGACGAUUAUGAUGAAGGCAUAGCAGGCCUAACACCGAAACAAGAAAUAAUAAAUAUUGAUGAUUUUGUUAUGAUGACUGAUUCAAAUUCUUAUGAUGGAACAGAGUUUAUGAGCUCCGAUAGAGAUAUAACAACUCAAACUAUAAAUAUACCUAAAACGCUUGAUGAUAAUGAUUUAUUAAUACCUGUUGAUGAGCAGAAACUAAGCAGUGCAUCUUCAAGUGAUAUUCGAACAAAUGCAGCAUCGACGUCAGCGACUACAUCUACUGGGACACAGCGUACCCAGCGCAAAACACGUAAAAUUGAACCAGUCAAUAGACCUGGUCUGGUGUUGAAGACACCAAUUGCAUAUAAGGGCAAUAUUGACCCUUCCGUUAUACCAAUUCAAAAAGAUGGAAUGGCUGUAUGUGAACGGUGUGGUGCUAUCGGCGUAAAACAUACAUUUUACACCAAAUCUAGACGUUUUUGCAGUAUGGCGUGCGCUCGCGGUGAGCUAUAUUCAUUAGUCCUUAAUGGAAAAAUGAUGGCAGGUAAUCAGCAGCAACAACAACAGCAGAUCCAACAGGAACAGCCUCAGUCAACAACGACAACUUUAGCAAAUGAACACACUAAUGAUGGCUUAAAUGAGGCUCAGGAUUCAAACCAAGAUCAUUCAAAAUUAGCGCAAAUUAACGGUUUAAGUGAAGCUGUGAUGACUAACAUACUAGCGGACAUGACAGUUGAGAAUUCUAACAUAAGUGAAAUAAAAGGAUCGUCAACCGGUUGCAGUGAUUCAUCUCUUGGUGCUAACAGUGAUGAUGGUACAAUGGCUAUAUCAACAACAAAGUCGCUUCGAAUGUUUGCAGAUAUGUUACCGCAAAAUGGUAUACCAAAAAUAGAUCAUCAUCUUCCGACAUGCCCGCAAUUAGAGAAGAUAAUUAGCAUACGUCGCCGUCAUGGGGAUCCUUCACAUUCGUAUGAUUGGACACCAAGGUUAUUAGAUGAGAAUUUUUAUGCGGCACCAGUAUCAUGUUUUCCACAUGCACCUGGGUAUGAGGUGUGGGAUAAUAUAGACGUUGAUAUGAAAGUUGAAGUUGAAAAUACGGAUUGUGAUAACCUGGAAGUUAUACAGCCAGGACAAACACCUCAUUCAUUUUGGGUGGCGACUAUAUUAAAUAUAAGCGGAUAUAAAGCAUUAAUGCGUUAUGAAGGGUUUGACGAAUCUGAUAACGAUUUUUGGGUUAAUUUGUGUAAUUCUGAAGUCCAUUCAGUGGGCUGGUGUGCAACACGUGGUAAACCACUUAUACCGCCGCGCAGUAUUCAAAACAAAUACGGAGACUGGAUCGAUUUUUUGGUAGGGCGAUUAUCAGGCGCACGUACAUUGCCUUCUAGUUUUUAUAACAAAGUGAACGACAGCAUACAAUGUCGUUUUCGUAUCGGUUUAAAUCUCGAGUGUGUGGACAAGGAUUGCAUAUCCCAAGUGCGUUUAGCUACUGUUACUAAAAUUGUCGGCAAACGGUUGUUUUUACGUUAUUUUGAUUCCGAAGACGGAUUUUGGUGCCAUGAAGAUGCACCUAUCAUUCAUCCUGUGGGAUGGGCAACAACAGUAGGACAUAAUUUAUCAGCGCCGCAGGAUUAUCUGGAAAGAAUGCUGGCGGGUCGUGAAGCUAUGAUUGAAGUGCAUGAGGACGAUGCAACAAUAGAACUUUUUAAAAUGAACUUCACAUUUGAAGAAUAUUAUCCGGAAUCAAGAAAGAAUAGUUUUGUAGAAGGUAUGAAACUGGAGGCGGUAGAUCCCUUAAAUCUUUCGUCGAUUUGCGCCGCUACUGUUAUGGCAGUUUUAAAGUUUGGUUACAUAAUGAUACGCAUUGACUCUUAUCAACCUGACGCUUCCGGUUCUGAUUGGUUUUGUUACCAUGAAAAAUCACCAAGCAUAUUUCCCGUUGGUUUUUGUGAAUCAAAUAACAUUACUCUUACGCCACCCAACGGUUAUGAUGUAAACACUUUCAGUUGGGAAACAUAUUUGGAUGAAACAUGCAGCUUAGCUGCUGGACAACACUUAUUUCAUCGUAUUAUACCAGCCCACGGGUUUGAGGUUGGUAUGAGCCUUGAGUGUGCCGAUCUUAUGGAUCCACGUUUGGUAUGUGUCGCUACUGUAUCCCGAAUAGUUGGACGUUUACUUAAAAUACAUUUUGAUGGCUGGACUGAUGAAUAUGAUCAAUGGUUAGAUUGUGAAUCACCUGAUGUUUAUCCUGUAGGUUGGUGUGUACUUGUGGGACACAAGUUGGAAGGCCCACCAAUACAAGUUAAAACGACACCAAAAUUAAAACCACAAAAGAAACGAAAAAAGAAAUUCUCACCAACAUCAGCAAAUAAAAUACAUGAAAAUCAAAAUACAAUUAAACAACGCAGUAUGGCUUUAAAAAGUAAUCCACAUCUUCCAAAAUUAAACAUAAAAUCAGAAUUGAAAGCAGAACAACCUAACUCUACUUAUUAUGAUGAACAUGCCGAAAUUGAUGACGAUGAGUUUGAUGAUGAAAGCAUAAGUCAUCGCUCAAGUCAGUCUACACCGCAGUCUCUUGUUGCAGAAGUUGUCAGCAGUGCCAGUGAAAAAUUCUCACAACAAGUUUUGAAUGCAGCUCGUAUUAGCAAUAUGCAAACAGUCAAGAAGAGUGUAUCUCCAGCACCACCAAGCAUAGGGCGUAAAGCAACAAGUUAUAUUGGAAAUUCAUCAGUUAGCAGUAGUAAAUACAUUCCACGUUUAACUGAUUCAAACGACAUAUCCAGCACUUCAAAUAAUAAUUCCUACUUAACUGUUACUACCAGUGAUGCACAAACGGAACUCACGCCUGACAAUUGGAAUGUUUAUGAUGUGUCGCAAUUUUUACGUGUUAACGAUUGCACAGCGCAUUGCGAUACAUUUAGUCGCAAUAAAAUCGAUGGCAAGCGUUUAAUGGAAUUAUCAAAAGACGAAAUUAUAACGAUGUUUGGUAUGAAAGUUGGCCCUGCGCUUAAAAUAUUUGAUCUAAUACAGCAGCUCAAAUGUAAAAUAAAUCCAAGCAAAUCGAGACUGCAUAAGGCGAAUAAAUCAUUUUUAUAGUGCCUUCAGAAAUGUCCUUGUCAAGAGAAACAACUACCUACAUAUAAAUUUAAGCGUAAUCUUAUUGCUUUAAUAAUUAAUAUUAUUAAAUAUUUCUCAUUAUAGUAAAGUUCA
Molecule: messenger RNA, 3911 nt
Organism: Teleopsis dalmanni
Lineage: Eukaryota; Metazoa; Arthropoda; Insecta; Diptera; Diopsidae
Gene: Sfmbt
Product: polycomb protein Sfmbt
Exons: 11
Coding region: 252-3797 (1181 amino acids)
Biological process (GO): heterochromatin formation; regulation of DNA-templated transcription
Cellular component (GO): nucleus
Molecular function (GO): zinc ion binding
Source: RefSeq, a predicted model, not a curated record